Molecule: messenger RNA, 1759 nt
Organism: Monomorium pharaonis (pharaoh ant)
Lineage: Eukaryota; Metazoa; Arthropoda; Insecta; Hymenoptera; Formicidae
Exons: 4
Coding region: 644-1339 (231 amino acids)
Source: RefSeq, a predicted model, not a curated record
GCUCGCACACACACACGCGCGCGCGCGCACGCACGCACGCACGCACGCACAAUGUACAUACAUUAUUAUAUUCUAAUAUAUUUUAGUUCUUAACAGAAAAUGACGAAAACGUUGACAUAUAAGAAAAUACAUAAAAACUAAAAUUAUUUCACGAUAAAUAAUAUAUGUCUUACAUUACAAUCUGAUAAUAAAUAAUUUUUCUAUUUUGAAUAUUCUUAAUGGUAACUUGCGUCUGCACCUCAUGAAAGAACAAAACUGAAUGACCUAUUGAUAAGUUUAUGCGCGUGCGUAACUUUUAUUUCAAAAUUUUUCAUGAGAAAGAUAUUCCAUGAGAAAGAAACAUCUGAUGUUCUUUCGGCAUUGGAUCGAUGUAAUCGGCAGCAACUAUCAUAUACACGCUAUAGCGUUAAGUUGCGAGUGCUUCAAUUGCACAUGAAAAUAUUUUGUAUUACCUUAUAACUGCAAGAUUAGACUAAAUUGUAGAAAAUAUAUUAAAGCAAUAUUAAAACACUUUAACAUUUUUUAAAAAAGAGAAAAUGUAAAAACUAAAGACAUUUAUAUUUCUUUUAUACUUAAUAGGGGAGGAAUAAGAGUACUUUCGUUUCUUUUAUCUCUUAUAAACGCAUUUAAUGUCAGUAGAAACAUGACCAGUGUCGUAGACAAGUAUUUCAGUCUUAACCGUACUUUUUUGCUGAUAGUUGGUCUAUGGCCUUAUCAACAAUCGAAAUUUGCUCGAUUUUAUUUAUUUUGUUGUUACGUUAUUAUUGUAACUGCUGUUAUAUUUCAGUUUGCAACACUUGUGACAUCCGAAUGUUCUGCAGAUUAUGUCUUAAAAUUUUUUUCUUUGUCAUUUGGUUUUAUUACUUUAGCCAUUACAUACAAUUCGUUUUACGUUAACAGUGACAAAUUAAGAUAUUUAAUGGAACAACUUCAGCUCGUUUAUGAUGACUUAAAAGAUAAUAAUGAAAUUGCCAUCUUUGAAAGAUGUGGAAACAUUUCAAAACGUUAUACGACUGCAUUUAUUAUAGUUCUCGUUUCCAACUUACUUAUUUUGGUCAGCAUCCAAUUAUGGCCAGAUUUUAUUGAUGUUAUUUUAUCAACAAAUGAGUCUCAAUUACGUCGCCUGCAAAUCUUAAGUAGUUACUUUAUUGAUCAAGAAAGAUAUUACUAUAUACAGCAAUUCCACAUAAAUGCAGCUUUAUGCAUAGGAUUCACCGCAUUGGUAUCAACAGGAUCAAUGCACUUUACGUGUGGUCAACAUGCAUGUGGAAUGUUUAAAAUUGCUAGGUAUGAAACUGUAAAUAUUCAAAUAUUUGUGUGUAGUAAUCAAAAAAAUUAAAAUUAAGAAAAUAAAGCGUGUAUUUUUUAUCUAAAAGUUUCAAAAAAAAAAAAUUAUUUUCAAAAAAACACAAAUAGAAAAAUAUAUAAAUUAAUAAAAUUUGUCUGGCAAAUCCGUUUAUUAGAUACAUAAAGUUUCGACCAUUGAUUUUGGUCCUCUUCAGGUGUAAGUGAAAUGUUUAAUUACUUACACCUGAAUAGGACUAAAAUCAAUGGUCGAAACAUUGUGUAUCUAAUAAAUGGAUUUGCCAGACUGCCGAUUUAAGAAAGUUUAUUGACUUACUUUAAUAUUACUGACAAAAAGUACUUUUUAUAUUUAAAAAAAUAUAUAUUUAUACAUGUAUAAUAAAAAUGUGUACAAAUAUACGCGCACGCACGCACGCAUGGUUAUUUUAGCUGUUUUUAAAGCAGAAUUUUUAAU